GCCCGGGGCGCGGCGACAUGGCCGCGGGCUGUGACGGGGCCGCAGCGUCAGCGCCUCCCACCUGCGACGGUGAUGGCAACAAAAACACAAAAUCUGGAGAGGAGUAUGUACUCCACGUUCCUGUGGUGGAUGUACAAAGUGACAACUUCAAAGAGAUGUGGCCAUCCCUCCUGCUGGCUUUAAAGACAGCUAGCUUUGUGGCUGUGGACACGGAGCUGAGUGGACUUGGGGACAGGAAGAGUUUGCUGAACCAGUGCAUUGAAGAACGUUACAAGGCUGUGUGUCAUGCUGCCAAGUCCCGUUCUGUCCUGUCCCUGGGCCUUGCGUGCUUCAAGCAGCAGCCAGAUAAGGGUGAGCACUCCUACCUGGCCCAAGUGUUUAAUCUCACCCUCCUGUGCAUGGAAGAGUAUGUUAUAGAACCAAAGUCUGUGCAGUUCCUGGUACAACAUGGCUUCAACUUCAAUCGGCAGUAUGCCCAGGGCAUCCCCUACCAUAAGGGCAAUGACAAGGGUAAUGAGAGCCAGAGCCAGACGGUGCGGACACUAUUCCUGGAGCUGAUCCGGGCCCGUCGGCCUCUGGUGCUGCAUAAUGGCCUUAUAGACUUGGUGUUCCUGUACCAGAACUUCUACGCACAUCUGCCUGAGAGCCUAGGCACCUUCACUGCUGACUUGUGCGAGAUGUUCCCAGCAGGCAUUUACGACACCAAAUACGCUGCCGAGUUUCAUGCCCGCUUUGUGGCUUCCUAUUUAGAAUAUGCUUUCCGGAAAUGUGAGCGGGAAAAUGGGAAGCAGCAGGCAGCCGGCAGCCCACACCUGACCCUGGAGUUCUGCAGCUACCCCGCUCGCAUGAGAGCCCAUGUUGACUACCGCUGCUGCAUGUCUCCUGCAGUCCACCGUCCUCAUGCCACCAGCAUCUGUGACAACUUCUCGGCCUAUGGCUGGUGCCCUCUGGGGCCACAGUGUCCUCGUUCCCACGACAUUGACCUCAUCAUAGACACCGAUGAAGCUGUGGCAGAGGACAAGCGGCGACGGAGGCGGAGGCGGAGGGAGAAACGAAAGAGGGCUUUGCUGAGCCAGCCUGAUCCACAGAGCCCUGGGGAAGCGGAAGAUGGUCCCCCCAUGAAGCAGGUCUGUGAGGAUGGCCUCAACACUGAGAUGGUUGAGCACAAGGUGGCAGAAGAUGAAACAAGGGAUCAGCCUGAUUCUGAGCAAGAUCACAGAAAUGACUUGGAAGUGGGGCCUAAGGUGACAAGUCCUGAAACAGCUGAAACAGCUACCUCAGACUUGUCAGGGAGCCGACCUGGUCCUAACCCAGUGCCUGGGGAUGGACUGCACAGGGCUGGUUUUGAUGCCUUUAUGACAGGUUAUGUAAUGGCCUAUGUGGGGUUGAGCCAAGGACUCCAGCCCUGCAGCUCUGGGCCCUGGCUCCCUGAAUGUCACAAUAAGGUAUAUCUAAGUGGCAAAGCUGUACCCCUCACGGUGGCCAAAAGCCAGUUCUCCCGUUCAUCCAAAGCCCACAACCAGAAGAUGAAGCUGGCUUGGGGCAGUAGCUGACCCAACAUUUUACUGGCACUGGGUCCAAGAAGAGAAGCUGAGAAUACAAGCGAUGUUCGGCCAGGGCCAGGUAUGCCAAAACUCACACCUGUCAUCCCAGUACUCAGGAUGCUGACACAGGAUUACCACAAGUUCAAGGACAUCCUGGGCUACAUAGCAAGUCUUUGUUGCAAAAAUAACUUAAAAUCCACAUUUGUGUCUCUAACUUGUGAAUGUCACAUACUUUACUACACAUAUUCGAGCCAUUUUAUAUGCUACUACAGAGUUGGGGAGCAGGUCCUGGCAGAGAGUGCUUCAUCGCUCCUUUGUUACACCAGUCUUAGUACAGAGUAUAAAUAAGGCUGACCAACACCUGCAACAUCAACUUUAUUUUUUAAUCUGAAAGUGUCUGGGAAAGUUUUUACAAAAAAAAUCAGAAACAAAUUGUGAAAAUAUUUGACGUCAA
Jaculus jaculus (lesser Egyptian jerboa) is the source of this 1998-nucleotide messenger RNA. RefSeq names its product target of EGR1, exonuclease (gene Toe1). Gene Ontology annotation, molecular function: 3'-5'-RNA exonuclease activity; snRNA binding; metal ion binding. Gene Ontology annotation, biological process: snRNA 3'-end processing. Lineage: Eukaryota; Metazoa; Chordata; Mammalia; Rodentia; Dipodidae. The transcript has 8 exons. Gene Ontology annotation, cellular component: cytoplasm; Cajal body. The coding region runs from base 18 to 1553 and encodes 511 amino acids. The record is from RefSeq and is a predicted model, not a curated record.